UUUGCGCUGCAGGAACCACCACAAGACAAGACAACUCAAACAAGAAGUUCUAGACAUUUAUACUCUGUGUUCUGCACUAACCAAAUCUGUUCCUUCUGAUAUUAGAAGCUGUCUGUGUGUCAGUAAACAGGCGAAGCACCGAAAAGAAGACAACAGCCAUGAAGAAUCUCGUUCUUUUCUUAUUUCUUUUCGUCGUUGGUCUUUGGGUGACUGAAGGACAACGGGUGAAUAAUGGGUCAGUUGUGACUAAAGGACCGUCAGUGAAUAGUGAAGGGCGGAAUGUGACGUUAGGCGACAAAGACCCGUCGGUAAAUGAUGUUUCAUCGGAGAAUGAAGAGCAAGAAGAGAGUGGAGAAGAAUCAGGCGAUGAAGGAGAGUCUGAGGGUGGAGAGGAAUCAGAGGAGGACGGAGUCCCGGUGGAUGACGAGUCGUCAGAGGACGGUGAAGACGAGUCAGUGGAUGGAGAGGAGUCAGUGAAUGAAGACGAGUCAGAGGGUGAAGACUCAGACAAUGGAGGACUAUGGGUGGACGAUGACGAGUCAGUGGACGGAGACGAGUCAGUGGAUGAAGGCGAGUCAGUGGAUGAAGACUCAAACGAUGGAGGACUAUCAGUAGGUGAUGACGAGUCAGUGAACGAAGACGAGUCAGUGAGCGAAGACGAGUCAGUGGAUGAAGGCGAGUCAGCGGAUGAAGAAUCAAACGAUGGAGGACAAUCAGUGGGUGACGACGAGUCGGCGGAAUUGGAGGAGUCAGCGGAUGAAGCAGAUUCCGAGAGUGAAGAUGAAGCAGCGACUGAGAGUCUCUUACUGAAUAAUGGAACGUCGGUUUCUAGCGAAACGCUUGAUUCUGGAAACUCAACAACCGAAGGAGAAAGCCUUGCUGUGUCCAGUUCUCGGGGAAUAUGUCGAGUGAGAUGUUAUAAAACCGUGACCUACAAAAGGGCCCGAAGAAGCUGGUGCUGGUUUUUGAGACGGUGUACAAAAUACCGUACAGCUUCCAGGAGAAUCCUUACAACCUGUCGCAGAUGCUGCAGAGGAUGGACCGGCACGCCUGGAAGGUGCAGAGCCGUCGGAGGAGCGUGCAGAUGGAAUCGGUGCGGGAAGAAUGGUAGAUGCGUCAGGAGAGGAACCUCUUUUACUUGUUACUGCAGACGGGGCUAUUAUUUCAAUAGAAGAACAUGUGUUUACAGAAACGAGUGCAGAUGGAAGUAUGUGUGCGGAAGAUACGGGAGAUGCAUCAACACCCCAGGAUCCUACAGAUGUUUCUGUCGUCGAGGUUUCCGUUUCAAUGGGAGAACAUGCGUUGCCGUCGGAGGACCGUGCAGAUGGAAUCGGUGCGGGAGAAAUGGUAGAUGCGUCAAGAGAGGAACCUCUUUCACUUGUUACUGCAGACGGGGCUAUUAUUUCAAUAGAAGAACAUGUGUUGAUGUAAACGAGUGUAGAAGGAGUUUUCGAUGCGGUAGAUACGGGAAAUGCGUCAACACAAUAGGGUCCUACAAAUGUUUGUGUAAACCAGGGUUCCGUUUCAAUGGGAGAACAUGUGUUCGUAGAUAAAGCACACAACAACAACAAAACGUGUAUCGGCUAAUUUUAACGAAUUUUAAAAUAUUCCCAGCAGGAAAUAUCUGUCGGUCACAUUCCUAGCAAGACAUCUCCCGCCUGAUUUAUCUCCGUAUGACCUACAUCGCCAGUUAUUACCAGGUUAUCUUCGAUGAAGUUUACAGAGAAGACUAUCCCCUCAUCCAAAUAUCUCAAUUAUAUCUUAGUACUAUAUUAACGUAAUUUAGCUUUCUCUGAUCAUUAUAUUAAUUGAAUAUAUUAAUUAAUA
Molecule: messenger RNA, 1827 nt
Organism: Octopus sinensis (East Asian common octopus)
Lineage: Eukaryota; Metazoa; Mollusca; Cephalopoda; Octopoda; Octopodidae
Product: latent-transforming growth factor beta-binding protein 2-like
Exons: 8
Coding region: 159-1553 (464 amino acids)
Molecular function (GO): protein binding; calcium ion binding
Source: RefSeq, a predicted model, not a curated record